This is a messenger RNA of Cyprinus carpio (common carp), 3677 nucleotides long. RefSeq names its product folliculin interacting protein 2. The transcript has 18 exons. The coding region runs from base 470 to 3142 and encodes 890 amino acids. Lineage: Eukaryota; Metazoa; Chordata; Actinopteri; Cypriniformes; Cyprinidae. The record is from RefSeq and is a predicted model, not a curated record. Gene Ontology annotation, molecular function: ATPase inhibitor activity; protein-folding chaperone binding. Gene Ontology annotation, cellular component: cytoplasm.
AGUCAGAGUUGUGGGAGAGAGUCAAGUGUUUUAGUGUGAUAUGACUGACUGAUUAUUUGUUGCAACAUGCAUGCUUAGUGUUAGCAAGGGGGACAUGUUAGUUUGUUUGCUGAGGUAUGCAACUUUGGCCAGUGAGUGUCCUGUGACUGUGUUUGGAUCACAUGCUUUGUGAGAGUGAGUAUGAGUGUGUGUGUAUGACAGUCAUGUGACGUUUGAGCUUUGUUCAGUCAGUCAUCAGAUAGAUAGUCUUUGAACACAUGCUACCCAAAAAUCUCUCUCUCUCUCCUCUGUCUCCUCAUCUGAAUCUCCCCAUCAUUCUGUUUUAUCCUCUUUUGAUUUCAUACAUGUCAUUUGAUUUGGAGAGCUUACUUCUAGACCAAGUAAGAACUCAUUUUUAGAGAAGCCGGAUGAGUGCACGUAUGCAUAAACACACACUCUCUGUAGCGUACUGAGAGGAAUAUCUGUGAAGAUGAAGAUUAAGAGUCACAAGAAAAACACUGCAAGGUGGUUGUUCAUUCCAGAGGAUGCUUCAUGGAACAGCUGGGCAUCUGCUGAGUUUGAUCUAGCUCAGAUCAGAUUGAUCGUGUAUCAAGACUGUGAGAGAAGAGGGCGGCAGGUUCUCUUUGACUCCAAAGCAAUACAUAAACUGGACGCAUCCGAGCUGACUGCUGAUGAAACCAAAACUCCCCCCAACCGGAGUGGUGCUUGCCAUAUCGGCAGCCAAGCAAGCGAGAAAGAUAAGCCUCCUACAUAUCAGUAUACCAGACCGGCUUCAGACGUGAAUAUGCUUGGAGAAAUGAUGUUUGGCUCAGUUUCCAUGAGUUAUAAGGGCUCAACUCUUAAAAUUCACCACAUUCGGUCUCCACCACAGCUGAUGGUCAGUAAGGUUUUUUCUACACGGUUUGGAAGCAGCACCUCUGGAAGUACAAAUACGCUGCAAGACAGUUUUGAGUCAGUGAGCCAAACUUUUCCUAGUCACACCAGUAGCAUAGGAGUUUGCCGCGUGCCUAGCGCUCCUCUGCUCUGCCUGGCUCGGAGCGCGUCUUUCUUUGCAGCCCACAGUAAUCCAGUGGACAUGCCAAGCAGAGGACACAGUGAGGAUGGAGACAGUGGCAUCGCUCGCUCAGCAUCUCUGAGCAGUCUGUUGGCCACUCCCCUACCGUCACCUGGAUCCUCCUUCAGUAGUGGCUGUGCCAGCAGUUAUCAACGGCGAUGGCACCGUAGCCAGGCCACCAGUCUUCAGCAUGGCCCCAUGCCUCGCUGGAACACUGAAGAAAUGUUCAACUUGUCUGACGAGAGCUGCAACUCCAACCCUGCGAUGAUCCGGAGGAAGAAGAUUGCCAUCAGCAUCAUCAUCAGCCUGCCAGAGAGAGAAGAGGAAAACCACAAUUUUCAGGAGUUUUUCUUCUCCCACUUUCCUCUGUUUGAAUCUCACAUGAACAAACUCAAGACUGCCAUCGAGAGGGCAAUGAUUGUGUGCAGAAGGAUAGCAGAGUCCAGUCAGAGAGUACAGGUCUAUCUGUGUCGAGUGAUGGAAGCACUGGGAGAAUUCAGGAUGACGGUGUGGAACCUGUACAUGGCUCCCCGCAUCAGCGAGCCAGUCUGGCUUUCCAUGAUAUCCCAGAGUACCGAGCGAAACCUGCUGUGUCAGCGCUUCCUGAAGGAGAUGAGUUUGCUGAUGGACCAUGGAGUCAAGAGCCAGUUUCUAUCAGCUCUCCUUACUGCUGUUCUUACACAUCACUUAGCCUGGGUUCCUACGGUGAUGCCCAGCAGCCUGCCACCAAUCAAAACUGCCUGCCAGAAACCUGCCUCUCAGACAGUGGAUCUUUUGGCAAAAUCUCACCCAUACAACCCACUGUGGGCUCAGUUAGGUGAUCUGUAUGGUGCUCUGGGCUCUCCAGUGAGAGUGUGUCGAACGGUGGUUGUGGGACGCAGGAGGGAACUGGUCCAGCGAGUCUUGUAUAUUCUGUCCUACUUCAUUCGAUGCUCAGACCUGCAAGAGCAUGUGCAGCCACAAGGACAGAGGGAGAAUCUAGACAAUCCAGUCAAUCCCUGCAUCUCUCAAACCACUGAUCCCACCCCUUUUCCCACUAAACCAGAUCCAUUAAAGCCCGCUGCUUGUGUUAUUGAAAAAGCACUGAACCCUGAAUCUGUUCCAAGCACCUCUGUAGAACUAAAUAAUGACACACUUGUGACAGAUACAAAAUCAACUAAUCCAUCCUCCAGUCCAGAAUCAUCCACUGUCAGGCCUGAAUGUACAGAAAUGGGACAGGAAUGUUUUGGAGAAGACAGUGACUCUGUUGGGGGUGGAUUAGAGCACAUUUUGGCCAAUCAGAGUCCUCUUUUGCAUCGGGUGCAGUUUCACAUUGGCAGUCCCAGGGAGACGGAGAAUGAAGGACAAGCCGGGGGUCUUAGCGGGGCAGGGUGUGGACGGGGAUUGGACCGAAAGUCACAUCAAAGGCUUUUGACUGAUAUUCGGAGGAACGAGAGCUCAGAUAGUGCACUAGGUGACAGUGAUGAUGAAGAAACGUCACCGCGAGAACUGUACAUGGCUACUGAACAAAAGGAGUAUGAGUUACCACUACCAAGUUAUCAGGCAGAGAGCCGGGCCAGUGUUAAUCAUUUUGGACGUUCUUUGCUGGGUGGUUACUGUCCUCAGUACAUGCCUGACUUUGCCUUGCAUGGCAUCAGUUCUGAUCUCAGUCUCAAACAGUGCCUCAUGUCUGAUCUGGAACACACUGUUCUCCAUCCAGCGCUGGAUGAACCAGUGGCAGAGGCUCUUUGCAUUGUGGCAGAUACAGACCGGCUGAGUGUGCAGGUGGUGACGAGUCAAAGGCGUGUGUGUGAGGGUGGGCGGCUGGGCAGAGACGUGAUGGUGUCCAACCUUGUACACACGCUUAUCACAUCAGUUCUGCAGCUGUAUGCGCUCAACAUUGCAUCCGACUUUUGUGUGAUGCAUCUGGAAGACCAGUUACAGGAGUUGUAUUUUAAAAGUCGAUCCUUGGCAGAAUAUCUAAUAGGACAAACCAGGGUCCAUGUAAAAGAACUGAGGCUGGCACUGGGGAUUGAGUCCAGUGACAUUCCGUUACUUGCAGCGGUGGCCAGCACACACUCGCCCUAUGUGGCCCAGAUCCUUCUCUAAAUAGACCAAGCAAGAUUUAUUUCAAUUUAAGGACCAAUCGGAAUGUAUUCCUGUUCUGCAUGGACCAGCAAGAAUCUGAUCAUUAUCAGAUGACCACACCAAUCAUGAUGCACUGUGCUCGACAACCAUUUGGAGCCUACACCCAGCCUUAAUAUGCCAAUCAGAAUGCCUCGUUUGUCCAGCUGACAGUCUUUUCUUGUACAUAUGUGGGCAUCUAACUGUCUAUAGACUGAAUCAUGCACCACAUUGGGACACUUGUUAAUGCUCUGCAUAUUUUACAGUAUCUCAUGUCUUUUUAAGUCUUAUUUGAAAGGGAAGACUGGAGAAAGCAUGUUAUUGAUGAAAAACAUCACUAUGAGCAAGAAUAUAGAGAAGCAUCUAUACAUUUGAUCCUUCCAUUGAAUAAUCUCUCAGCACUAUAUCUGAAUGCACAGUAGUGUAGUUCAUUAAGAAUGAGAGCAUAUCUGUAAAAUGUAUAGCCUCUCUGUGAAGCACAUUAGUUUACAUCAGGAGCCAUAUUUUGUAGCUGGCUCAU